AUGUCGUGGGAGCUGAGGCUGUUUCCUCACAAGCGGUUUCAGACGUCUCGACAUCCGCUUUUGCCGAGAUUCUGGCUCAAGAACCCAUCACCGAACCGCACAGCUGUGAUGCCUCAAUGUGUGCUUCGCCACAUCUGCGCCUUCGCAUCUCUUUUUGCGGCUGUGAGAGGCACUGUCAGCUGUGUUGAUGCAUUCUUCGUCCCCACGGCUGCGAUCUAUCAGAAGAGUCCUUUCCUCCAUAUUGAUGCCAAGGACGAUCGCGAGUCGGUUUCUGAAGAUGUGGCUCUCCUGCAGCGUUCCAGAGCCAAGACGAACAGAUCGGACACGUCUGCUGGCGCAGAGUCUCCUGUCGGGGCAAAUGACUCUUCAAGCAUCGCUUCUGCGAUGAAGCCGUGGUGUCCGAAAACGAACGAUUGUCGCCGUUUCCACGAUUACAGCUGCAUGAGGACCGACAAACAGCAGGCUGCCGACUUGCUGAUCAGUGCCCACUCAAAGCGGACGGCAUCGGCAUGUCAAUUAUGCCAGCUCGCACAGAAUCCGUCCACCACGAUGUACGCUGUACAGAGGGACGAUUGGGCUGGCAGUCGUGUCGGACAAACCGUGUUGAGCUUGGCGUAUGCAGCCCGGAACAACAUGAAGUUCGGAGGUUUUUUACCGGCAUUAUCCAAACCUCAUACACUUCAUGCAGGUGAUGUGCCGGCAGCCAUGAGCGCUUUCCUAGGUUGCAACUAUUCGGACCUGGUUGUGCAGGCCGAAAAUGUCCAGUUUGAUCGCUGUUGGAAUGGAGUAGAUACGCUUGGUAGUGGCUUCGCUGGCCAGGAGAUCCUUCUGGAGGAGUGCAGGGGCGUGGAGUGCCGAGAUCAGGCGGUUCUCACCUCAUCGUUUCUGUCAGAGUUGCGAAAGUCCACCUUGAUUUUGACGCACUCUACACCUUACUUCGAAGGGAACGGCAUGAAGGUUGCCAUUCAUAUGCGCCGAGGGGAUCGAGUUCCACAGGGCUCUGCAAAGGAUGUGAACAGCAAGCACUAUGCAUCCGACGCCUUAUACCUGAAUUUCUUGACACUGCUCCGGCAGCAUAUGCAGAAUGCUGAGAUUCAUGUCUUCAGCACAACGGAGCGUGACACCACAAGCGAAGAUUUCGAUGUCUAUAGAAACCUUGGCGUGCAAGUUCACUUGGAUGGUGACAUUGUUGGAGACUGGGCUCAUAUGGCUCAGGCCGAUCUGCUUGUCACUGCUCCCAGUACCUACUCCUGGGUAGCUGGCCUGCUCAACGAGAAGUGUGUUGCCAUUUUCAAUAUCUUCACGCUCCCCAUCGUAGUGGACUGGAUUGAACUGAGUGAGGACCUGCACGAGUUCAAAGACAUUGAGAGCUGCCUCUCAAAGAGAGGCUUCUAA
Molecule: messenger RNA, 1395 nt
Organism: Symbiodinium sp. CCMP2592
Lineage: Eukaryota; Dinophyceae; Suessiales; Symbiodiniaceae
Source: the annotation of a GenBank genome assembly